GCACAUUACAGAAAAGAGGGAAGGAAAAAGACACAUUGAUGUUAUGCAUGUUGCUGAAAUGUUUGGCAUGUUGAAUGCUGCUAUCUCACGCCAAGGCGCUGCAUCUCGCCCCGUCUUCAGGGCUCGUAGUUCCGCUAGCGAUGCUGGCGUUCGAAGAGUCUCCGUUCGCCCUCCUUCCGAAGGGCGUGCACAGCGUCCUCACCUUCGUGGGACUCCUCGCCGUCGGGAAGAUCCUCGCAGGCGCAUUGUGGGGAGCUGUGGUAGCGCUGAGGGCGCACUUGUGGGGCAGACUGUGGGCCAAGGAGCUGGUCCAGUCUUACGGAAAAUGGGCAGUCGUGACGGGGUCCACGGACGGCAUCGGGAAGAGCUACGCUAAGGAGCUCGCCAAGAAGGGAAUGAACAUUGUGCUCAUCUCAAGGAACUUGGAGAAACUACAGAAAGUGGCCGGAGAAAUAAAGACCCAGUAUGGAGUCGAGACGCACGUGGUCCAGGCCGACUUUUCCUCCGGCCGGCCAAUCUAUAGCAAUAUUUCGAAGCAUUUGAAAGACAAAGACAUUGGGGUAUUAGUGAACAACGUCGGCAUGGCGGCCUCUGCAAGCCUGUUCGACGGCUUAACCGAAGACGACAUCUGGGCGUAUUUGAACGUGAACAUGGCGUCUGUGCUGGCCAUGACUCAUCUAGUCUUGCCCGAAAUGCUCAGGAAGAAGAAGGGGGCCAUCGUCAACGUGUCGUCCAUGACUGCAAACUUCCCAAUGGCUUACAUCCAGGUGUACGCGGCGUCCAAGGCCUUCGUGACCAGCUUCAGCCGCGCCCUCCAGCUCGAGUUCGGGUCCUCGGGCGUCUCGAUCCAGUGUCUCGAGCCCGCCUUCGUCGUCUCCAACAUGACUCGGCCCGUCGAGGACUUCCGCACUCCGAGUUUGUUCGUUCCCUCCAGCGAUGUCUUCGCCGCCAACGCCGUCGCCACAAUCGGCAACUCGAAGCUCACAACAGGCUACUGGUCCCACGGGCUUCAGCUGGCCUGGUGGAAGAGCCUCCCGGAAUGGUUCAUACUGAACGGCUUCAAGCGCUUUUUUGAGUCCAAACAAAAGCUCGAAUAAAGUGGAUCCAAAAACCGGCGUCGCGUUCCAUGCUUCCGAAGAACCACAUCGAGGUGAAAGACAGGAAUCCCGUGAAAAUCACACGACGUUUGUUCUGCACUGAAGAUCAUUCUCAAAGCACGUGAAAUUAAAAGAAUGGUAAAAAAGGA
Penaeus vannamei (Pacific white shrimp) is the source of this 1246-nucleotide messenger RNA. Lineage: Eukaryota; Metazoa; Arthropoda; Malacostraca; Decapoda; Penaeidae. The record is from RefSeq and is a predicted model, not a curated record.